This is a messenger RNA of Cherax quadricarinatus, 2287 nucleotides long. It is a transcript of the gene Ip6k, whose product is annotated as Inositol hexakisphosphate kinase. Gene Ontology annotation, biological process: phosphatidylinositol phosphate biosynthetic process; inositol phosphate biosynthetic process. Lineage: Eukaryota; Metazoa; Arthropoda; Malacostraca; Decapoda; Parastacidae. Gene Ontology annotation, cellular component: nucleus; cytoplasm. Gene Ontology annotation, molecular function: inositol hexakisphosphate kinase activity. The record is from RefSeq and is a predicted model, not a curated record.
GAGAGGUUUACACUAGUGAAGUGAAUAGCAAACAGAAAGAACAAGUACUGAAAUGAAUGGUUUUGAAAAAAAAAAAAUAGGAUGAAACUGAAUUAUUAGAGAUUAUGGGUUAUAAAAAUUUGCAUUAUGUAAAUAUAUGUAUUAUGUGCAAAAUAUAAAGAAGUGCAUUUCCAUUCAAAGCAGGGUAGCCCAUGCAAAAAUCUUCUUGAAAUUCACCAAGAUCCCGGUCUUCUAGAUAUCUUCAGUUCAACGACAGUCGUCUGCAAUACUUGAGAUACUUAUUCUUGUUGUUGAUGUGGUAAUCAAAUAUGUGAAACAAGCAUUUUGUGAAGAAGUUGUAGUAUAUAAAAAAACGGUUAUUACCACAAGAGAAAAGUGAAUGUACAUAACUGUGUAAAAACUGAGGUAGAAGUGCUGUAAGAGAACACAGUAUAAGAUAAAAGAUAGGAAAACAGACAUUAUUCCUUCACAUUGAGAGCAUGUGUGGUAGUCACCUAGCAGUGUCGCUGCUGUAUGAAUGUAAUAAAUGGAGAGAAAACCAUCAGCCAUAUUGCCUGUACUUCAUAUACGUGCAUCAGUGUGCCUGUGGGCAACCAAGGCUGUUCAAGAAUGGAAAAAACCUAGGAGCAUAUGGAGUAAGGUAUCUACGUCGAGUAAGUUCAAGUAGUGUAGAGUUGGAGAGUGAAGGAGAGGAGGAAGAGCCCCUUUCCAGCCCCCAGAGUCCCUCCAGCCCCUCCACCACAACAAACGCCACAACACCUCGAAAUGAGUCACUCUCUUCCCUCUCACACCCAGAGACACACAAUCCCUGGCUUCAGCAGUGCCAUCAGACAACACUUCACAAACUAAAGCAAAAGUCUGAUCCAUCUAAUGUUGUCGAAUGCAUAAUGUUGGAAAACCUGACCUUCAAAUUCCGAUAUCCUUGUGUACUAGACCUGAAGAUGGGAACCAGACAAUACGGGGAUGAUGCCCCUGAGAGUAAACGCAAGAGUCAAACUGCCAAGGCAGCUAACACAACAACAAUAACAUUAGGAGUCAGAUUAGCAGGCAUGCAGGUCUACAACAAGGAAAAGAAGUGUUAUCAUUGCAGGAAUAAAUAUUAUGGACAGAAACUUACGGAAGAGGGUUUUAAAGAGACUUUAUGGCAGUUUCUUCACAAUGGUCACAGAGUUCGACUUGAUAUAGCUGAAUCAAUAAUAAGCAAGUUAGAAGAAUUAAGAGCUAUUAUAUCUAAACUAGACUCAGUUCGAUUCUUUACCUCAUCUUUAUUAAUUAUUUAUGAUGGAUACGACCCAUACAGUGUGAAACUUAAUCAGCGAGAGAGAGAGUGUGAGAGAGAAAGAGAGACCAAAGAUGUGGACACAAAUCGGGUCAAGAAGCGGCCAGAUUCUCGAGCGGAUGAUGGAAAUUCUCCUCGGGAUAAUUGGCCAUCAAAGGAAUCCUGUCCACCCAGUCUAGGGGCUAAGCAUCCUGCAUAUAUGCGUGAUACACCAACUACGGGUGGAGGGAAGGCCCCCAGAGAGCAGAUAAGUAGGAAUGAAGGGGAGCCUCCAUAUAAAGCAAAAGGCAGACACCGAAACAGGAACUAUAAACCUCCAAUUGACAUACGCCUCAUAGAUUUUGCCCAUGCCACUCACAAGGGCAUGGGCGACUCCAAAGUUUACAGUGGGCCUGACGAAGGUAUAAUGCUUGGUCUUGAAAGUCUUGGCAAAAUAUUUACUGAUAUUAGAGAAACCUUCGACCAUUGACACUGACAUUUUCACAAGACCUAUUUAUUCUAGGUCUUUUAAAUGUGUUUUUGUCUAUGUUAGACAUCACAUAUUCAGAUUCAUCACAUAUGAAUAUUUCAGUAUGUUGUGUAUGUGCAAAUGUAGUUGUACAUUUAUUAUUCCAUGUCAGAAAGAUGGUUGUACAUAGGGUACCCUUGAAGGGGAUGCCUUGAUGGUGGUGAAGGGCUCUUGAUUCAAGGACUUGGAGCUACACUUCCCUUCCUUGGAUCAAAUCUGAUUACCUCCCAUUCCCCAGGCGCUGUAUGACCCCAAUGGGCUUAGCGCUUCUCCAUGAUUAUAACAAUUAUGUACAUAGGGUAUCCCAACUUCUAUAUUCCUUCAAAAAGAUUAUAGAUGUAGCAACCCAUGGCAUAGGCAACUUUGAAUCAUUUUAAUUGUAUUGGUUAAAAUCUCAUAAUCUGUAAAUUCAUGGUUGUCCAUCAGCUCAGUGCAGUGCCAAAGCACCAUCAGUCCUAAAUUGUGUUUCAUGAGGGGGGAGCAAUAAACGGUUAGACUGA